AUGUACAUAUCGGCUAGUACAAUACCACUAGGGGUUACCAAAGCUGAAUAAUUGAAUUAAUUUGUAGCUUUACCGUUCAAUUAUUGCAAAUAAGUAUUAAAUAUCAAGUUAGAGGAUGGAUUUGUAGUCACUGAGAUGAAGCUCUGCCUGUAAGUCUGAAAUCUGGGGGGUCCUCUAUCUGUCAUUACCAGGAUGUGCUAACAUGCUAACAGCAAUGCUCUUAAAAUCAUCACAUGUUUUAGGCAAAACCGCAGCUGGUUCUGUGACCUUAUAUGCUUUUAAUCUAGAUGAUUUCAAAUGUAAAAAUAAUCACUCAGAGUGACAUAAUAAAGUAGUUGUUUAAUACACGAGUCCCAAAAUCCCCCAAAGUGACGGCCGUGGCAGGCUGACAGGUGUGUGCGGUCCCGUCCUCCAUUUUGCUGAGUAUGAUUUUGUCACUGUGCUGUACGUGUAGUUGGCAAAAUCAAAAUGGAGGCUUAAGUUAUUAAAACUGAGCAGCUUUAAUCAUUGGCUGCUGAAACUCAAGGUUGGAAGAGCAGCAAGGAUUAAUGUCCUUUAAAGCAGAAAGCUUCAUAUCCACCCGGCCUGCUGUCACUGCCCCUCUCUCUCUCUCUCUCAGCUGAUCCCUCAUUUCAUCUCUCCUCUGCUGCCUUUUGCUCUUUCUCUCUUUCCAGCCAGCUGUCCAUCCCUCGUCCAUCAUCGCAGCCUUUUUUCUGCCUUCUGUUCUUCUCUUUCGCCCCAUAUUUCGCUUAUUUAUUUUUUUGGUUGAUUUUCCCAUCAUCUCUUCUUCCUCUGGAUCGGGGCGAGAUAUGAAGCGGCACCAUGGGUUUCAUGGAAUUCUACCUGGAGAUUGACCCCGUCACCCUCAACCUCAUCAUCCUGGUCGCCAGCUAUGUCAUCCUGCUCCUGGUCUUCCUCAUCUCCUGCAUCCUGUACGACUGCCGGGGCAAAGACCCCACCAAGGAGUACGCCCCCGACAACGCGCCGGCGCCGCCCAGCCAGUCGCCGAUACGCCUGGUGGUCAUGCAGAACUCGCCCGCCUCGUCCCGCUACGAGCCCAACAACACGGUCGGCCACGGCGAGCUGCCGACGCCAGACCUGAGCCGGGACAGAGGAGAAAGGGAGCGGGAAAGGGAGAGGGAGAAGAGGAGUACUCUGGUGUGAGGAAGAGGAGGAGAAAGUGGAGGAGGGACAACCAUGAAGUGCUGUUGUAUCACUUUGUACAGAGUUUUAAGUCCUGGGAUCUUAUUUUUACUUUUUAACAUCCCUGGAUGGUGUCGAUGAGCUGCUGUACUCAGCAGAAGGGUCUUGGCCACACCUGCUGAAAAAUAUUCCAGAAAACCCUUAAAUUCCCGCCAUCGGCCUCCAUCCUGCCUGCCAGCCUGAACUCUUGGAAGGACUUGAACUCACCAGAGGUUGGUGAAGAUCUGAUGUCGAGGUGUAACUAUCUUCUGGGACAUUGGAGAAAUGUUUACUUUGCCUCAUCAGGACCUGCUUCUUCAGUGACACACAGAGUUACAGUGCAGGAGCUGUGAUCCGUCACUACAUCGAGCUCUGAGACUUGAGCUGAAGGCGAACUCUAACUGAGGCACUGCCAGUUGGUGUCCAUUCUGCUGGACAGUCAUGGAACAGUUACGUAGCUUGAUUACAGAAAGAAGGACGUUAUGGUCAGUAACCACAGCUGGCACCAUCAUAAAGGUAGCUCCAUUUGACCUCAGUAUCCAGUAUAUUACUCUGCAGUGAACCAAUAACCAACUGCCGCUCUGCUACAAUGUGGAAUAGAUGAUACAUUACAACAGAUCUUUCUGUUCUUUUCAGGACAAAAACUCAAAUAAGCUUUUCUCAUUUUGGCUUGUUAGAAACAGGUGUAACUAAUAACCAGUCUCUUCAGGAUUUUGUGGGCUUUUUAGGGGGGAUUAUUGCGGCCUAAAAUGCCUGAUUUUACAGCAGCUUUUCUUAAAAAAAUCAGUGGUGAGGACUGCUAUGAUUUGUGAAACUCGCAGAAAACUACAAUGGUUGGUCAUUCUCAACGAUUGAUUGAGAAUCGCUAUCACAACAUCGUGAUUUCCUGGAGGGACUGUUUAACAUUAAGACCUGAGUGGAGACAACAGUCAGCCUUUGUAAAGGUAAAAACAGUUAAAAUAGCCAAGUAUGAUUAUCAUUCAGUGUAAAGAGAUUUUCCUCGACCCCUGUGGCUGUUCUGUCCCCAGUUUUCCUCGUUGUGGCUGUUUUUUUAAAAAUGUUUCUUUGUAAAAACACCAUAAUGCUGCUGUUCACAUCACUUUUUACAGGCUAACAGCUUAUCACUGUGAAAAAACACUUUUCAUCCAAUCUAUAGUGAUUUCUAAGGUUUCACCUCAGUUGUAAAAUUGACGCAAUGUUGCUUUUCUAUAGGAUGUAAAAAAACUAUUCAUGAAAAAUUUAAUUAAAUUUAAAUAAUUCCCAAAUGUAUCAAGUGAUGUAUAUGUAUAAUCUCUAAUUAAUCGGGUAAUCUUUUUAAUGAUGUAAUAUAAUUGUUUUUUUGGGAAAAAGGACGACAUCAGAACCUCUCAGUUCAGUUUAAAAAAAACAUGACCUUUUUACAUAUAUGUACAUAAAUCCUCCAGUAAAAUGAGCAGUUUAUUAUUGUCUGUAGCAGUUUUACUCCUUGACAGCUGGAGCGGGAAGGGAACUAAAAAGCUGAUCAGGGCCCUCAGCAACUAUUUAACAAGAUUAAAAUGUCUAUUCAUUUGUGUCAUAAUUUGAAUUAUUAAAGAGUUGGCAACUGCGAGAGGGCAGCAGACCCCCAGGGGCCCCAAAAGCCCCAAUGUUCAACUUGUGUUGUUUGGUUUUUAGGAAUUUGUCAGGGACUUUUUCAUUUUCUCAUAAAUUGGCCCAUCAAAACUUUUUUUUCACCUGUAUAAAUUUAGUUUUCAUUCCUGAAUAAAUGCAUGUCUGGGAGCAGAUACUGUAACAGGUUCAUUCGUCUACAGUCAAGGGAAAAUUAAUAGAUUUGUGGAUGCUAUAUUCCAUCAAUCUAUCCAUUAUCAUCCACUUAUCUGGGGUCCGGUUAUGGUGGCAAAAGUUCGAACAGGGCACUCCAGAAAAUCCCUCUCGCCUUCCAGCUACUCCUGGGUGAUCCCGAGGAGUUCCCAAGCCUAAUGUGAGAUAUGUCCCUCCAGCAAGUUCCCCGGGGUCUCCUCCCAGUUGGUUAUGCCCAGAAAAAAAAGAAAGGUGCCCAGGUCUGAUCAGAUCUGAACCACUUCAGUUAGCCACUUUUGACACAGUAGCUCUACUCCGAGGUCCCUUUGGAUAUCCAAGCUCCUCAGCCUAUCUCUGAGGCUUGUCCCCCCUCAGUCACUACCCAAAGCUCAGUUCCAAUGAGCUGGAACAUAGAUUGACUGGUAAAUCGAAAGCUUUGCCUUCUGCUCCCUCUUUACCACAACAGUCCCGAAAUAGGGAUUUGGGAACACCAUUGCAAAAUCAGUGAGCAUCUCUUCAAGCAAUAGUACGUUGUUUUAUGUAUAUUUUUGAUGUCAGAAUGGCGCUGCACAGGGCAGAUGAAUAUUCUAUGUUUCUAAAUGUCAGUAAUUGUAAGUAAUUGUUAUUGUGCACAUUUGCACUGUGGCAAACUGGCUUAAUCUCUCUUCCUUCCUGAAAUGACAAAAUCCUCCAUGACCAAAAAGCCUCUCGCCUCCCACGUCAGGCCAUCCCCUCUGCUCAUUGGCUCUGGCACCAUCAGACAGAUGAUCCAACCCAGAGUCUUUAGAGGACUCGUGCCACAGAGGCCCUCACAAAUCCUCUUACAUGAAAAAACAGCACACAGCCAGUUGAGCAACCCACCAAUGGCUGCAUCCCAUCCAUGAUAUGAAUUGCACAAUUAUCCACUCCCCUCCAUAUUCCAUGUUUGUGGAUUAUAUGGUGACCGCCGCAGAGUAUUAGGAGCAUGUAUUAUGUAUUUGUUUUUCCCCUGUGCAGUUUUUUGUCCGUAGGGAGGGUUAUGUAAGCUUCAGGUUGUCAACAGGCUGAGAUUUCGGCGUGUUCAGGCCUGACCUGACGGCUCAUCUGAUGCCUACAUGGGGCUCAGAGAUCGCAGCACGCAACGCUGAAAAGAUCUGACAAAAAACUGGACAAACAAACCCAUCUGUUUGUCUGUCUGUGACAUCAGAUGUAAUCCAGACUCCUGGGGGAAGAGUGGUACCAUCAGGGACUCCAUGAUGGUGCUGUAUGGUGCUUUUGAUAGAAGCAUCCGUCAAGUCUUCCAUUACGACUUAGUGUAUUCAGACAAUUAAACCAGUGUGAAAGAAAUGACGAGCUUGAAUAGGAACCUAAGAAGAAACCCAUGCAAUCAAUCUACCAAUGGCUUCUGAUAGUAGUCUUUCUAUAAAGGUUCUAACCUUUCAGUUUUCCUGUGAAAGUGCAGCAAACAGAGCAACAUUUGAAAUUUGAAGAACAUCUGAGACCUAAUGUCCUCUUCAACACCGAACACAAACUGCAUAAAAGCUGUAAAAUUUGAAUGUAUUGUUGUGGUGAUACACUGUAUAUGUCUAUAUACUACAUAAGUCAAAUACAGACUUGUGUCUUGUUAUUUUAGCUUCCUUGAAAAGGAGAUUUAACUCUACAUUUUGAAGCUGAUAAUGGCAGCCAUCAAAACGUGGCGGGACCAGAGUUUGGGUCCUAUGUUCCCAGGGUAUCAUGUUCCCAGGGUCCAAAGCUCCUGGGAUCCUAAAUUCCCAGUCCUAUGUUCCCAGGACUCUAUGUCCCUCAGUUUAUUAUUCUGUUAUCAAACAUAAACCUCCCUAUUGUGUUUGGGUCAAAAGCAGGGCUUCAAACAUGUUCUCCUUGGAGACACGUCUAGGUCCUAUCUCCUGACCAAUGGGUUAUCUUAAACCUAACCAUUCAACAAUUUCACGGGAACACCUACAUCCUCUAGUCUGUAAAUAAUGCACCUGUUAAUAACCAACUGUAUGAUCUGGGCUGAGAUAAACACCGAUCAGCCCUAACACUGUGAGCACUGACACCGAAUAACACUGAUUAUCUGGUUUAUCAGGGCUCCUGUCAGUGGGUGGGGAGUGAAGGCUGCCCCGUGUGGUCCGAUCCAACAGACGAGCUACUGUAGCUCAAACUACUGAAACAGUUAAUGCUGGUUCUGAUAGAAAGGGGUCAGAACACACAGUGCAGAACAAUCUGUUGGUCUGGGACCAGUCAGGGAGUCCAGUGCUCAUAAUGUUAGUGCUGGUGUAGUUUGAGACUACAGUUUAUUGCUGCUGCUAUACUGUAGCCCAGGGUUUCCCAAACGUAUGGUCGCAACCCAAAAUGGAUCUCAGAUCCGUUUUAUAGGGGA
Messenger RNA from Dicentrarchus labrax (European seabass), 5323 nucleotides. It is a transcript of the gene smim36, whose product is annotated as small integral membrane protein 36. The record is from RefSeq and is a predicted model, not a curated record. Bases 823 to 1164 code for a protein of 113 amino acids. Lineage: Eukaryota; Metazoa; Chordata; Actinopteri; Moronidae. The transcript has 2 exons.